Molecule: messenger RNA, 2207 nt
Organism: Umbelopsis ramanniana AG
Lineage: Eukaryota; Fungi; Mucoromycota; Umbelopsidomycetes; Umbelopsidales; Umbelopsidaceae
Exons: 7
Coding region: 77-1888 (603 amino acids)
Biological process (GO): transmembrane transport
Molecular function (GO): transmembrane transporter activity
Source: RefSeq, a predicted model, not a curated record
CGUUAUUUAACAACGAAUUGUCUCAUUUUUCUUAACUUUUCUUUACUCCUUCUUCCUCUGCAAAGACAAGGCCGCCAUGCCGGACUCUUAUGCUACUGAGCGUACCCCGUUACUAUCGCAUUCUUCACAACAAAACAGUGUUGUUCAAUAUGCAAUUAACUACUCGAAUGAACCCAUCACUCAUGUUAUACCCAAUCAGUCUGGCGCCCCUACUUACAUUUCAACCCAACAAUCCAAACAAUGCUGCAGUGGUCGCGAAAACUGCUCCUUGGCUUGCCAAACUACCUCCGCCUCCACCAAUAGUUGCUGUCGUUCUGGUGACAACUUUACAGUCAAUGUGCCCAAUGAUCAAAACGAAUGUUGUGGUCUAGGUCUAGGGUGUAGUAUUAAAGGCGACGUAAAGACAUGCUGUAGAGCAAGCUCCAGCAAAGCUGAAAUCGAACGAAAUGAAUCCUGCGAUGGUCUCUCUAGUCAACCAUGGCAAAAUAAGGCAGUCGCUUUACUCUGUGCUCUGCUACUAGCAGUCGGAAGUCAUUUUGCUGCACAUACCUUAGGCGCAAUGAAAAAUAUUAUCAAAGAGGAAUUCGGGAUCUCCAAUUCUCAAUAUGGUGUGAUUCAAUCAAGCGUAUCUAUUGUGAAUACCAUUUUGCCGGUGCUUGGUGGAUUAUUCAUCGAUGCUUUUGGAACGGCUACCGGUUCAUUUGUUACCACUCUUCUAAUUACUUCUGGCAAUGUCCUCGUCGCCUACUCAACCCACAACAAAAGUCUUAUGACCAUGAUUCUUGGACGAGUCUUGUACGGUAUCGGUAGUGGAACAGUUGUUAUUGUCCAAGAGACUAUCUUGAGCCAUUGGUUCAGUGGUCGCAGCCUUGCUGGCGUGGUCUCCCUCAUGCUGACCACGAGUCGACUGGCUUCGUUUGCUGCUCAAGCGAGUAUGAUUCCUAUUGCUGAAUGGACGGGAUGGUAUGGAUAUGCACUUUGGUUCUCGGCUGCCUUAUGCUUUUUCUCAAUGCUGGUGAAUAUGAUUUAUAUCAUGCUGCUCAGACAUCUAGAGAAGAAGAAUGUCACAGACAAAGCUUGCGCCAAGUUCCAUAUCGAUAACAUCAAGCAGAAGAAGGACUUUAGCUGGAACAAAUUGUUGCAUCUACCUCACUCGUACUGGUUGAUUGCCGUUAUGGAAUUCCUACUUGGGGGUGGAUGGGGCUGUUUCCUUCAUAUUAACAGCGAAUUUGUGAAAUUCCGCUUUGGUUACAACAACUAUGACUCUGCUCGCAUUGCAAGUACCGCCCAGAUAGCCCCUAUCAUCGUCAUGCCCUUCCUAGGACUAUUCAUCAAUCGAAAUGGCAAGAGAACAUGGAUGAUGAUUGCAAGCGGAGCGUCGAUGUUGUUGUCUAUGGUGCUCCUAGGCUAUACAAUGCUUCCUCCCGUGAUUGGCAUGCUCAUAUUUAGUCUUUCCUUGGCUCUCGGACCAGUGGCCCUUGUUUCAUCUGUACCAGUUAUCUUACCCCUGUGUUUGGUUGGUACCGGCAUGGGCAUUAUCAAAUCUGGUACAAACAUUGGAGCUACUAUAUUUGAUAUCGUAGUUGGCCGGCUACAAGAUGCUGAUCCACAAAAAGGCUAUGACGGUGUACUUAUGUUCUUCAUGUGCAUCUCUUUUGGCGCAGUGAUCGCUGGUAUCGUGCUCGCCAUCAUCGAUCGCGUAUUCUACUCUGGCAUUCUGGACGCCAAUGCUCGCCAAUCCAAACUUCUUGUUGGUCGUGACAGCCGUGGAGAGCUCAAGGUCCCGAGAGUGGAAGAGAAAGUCGUUUUGAAUUGGGUUUAUGGCUCUGUCUUCGUCGCACUAGCUGUGGCCAGUUGGAUUCUGUUCUUUAUCUUCGUCCUAAAAUGAACCCCCCCCCUUAGAAAAUGUACUCGCGUCACAAACGAAAACAUCUGUAUGAUAUAUAUAUAUUUUUUUCUGCUCGACCAUGUAGCUUUCCUCCCGGACCCCCACUUUCUCAUCUCGGCUACCUUGUAUAUUUCUUCUCAUUUUCCAUUUACGGAUUUGAUCUUUACUCCAUAGUUGCUUUAAAAGAAACCCCCCUUAUAUCCCGCCCUAGCUUGAUAAUACUACUAUUAAAACGUCCAUCCAAGAUCCAAAAGACUCAGAUCCAUCGAAAUUUUUAGUAUUUCAUGCGAUAUUUUUCCACAAGAGGACAUUGAAAGAA